Messenger RNA from Saccostrea cuccullata (small rock oyster), 1515 nucleotides. RefSeq lists its product as uncharacterized. The transcript has 3 exons. The coding region runs from base 1 to 1515 and encodes 504 amino acids. The record is from RefSeq and is a predicted model, not a curated record. NCBI's taxonomy places the organism in Eukaryota, Metazoa, Mollusca, Bivalvia, Ostreida, Ostreidae.
AUGAACUCUCAUCCAGAGUUUUCCAUAGAGGAACGAGAUUAUGUAAGAGACAAACAAUCAAGUAGAUGUCCAAGUUUAAAAGAAUUAACCAGUUCACAUGACAGAAGUAUACCAUAUGAAUAUCACCGUCUAAAAGAAAACAAACACAACCAUUCAAAUCACAAAGAGUAUCCAACCUCAAAAGAUCAUUCUAAUAGAAAUGCUUGUAGGCUGGAAAGCACGUCGAAGAGAUAUCGAAUGUCAAAAGAAAACCAUAAAGAUUUAAAUAGGUCUGCAGUAAACAUGGAUGAAAACGCUUACAGAAUAUACAAUAAUGAUCAAAUGUCACGAGAUUACAACGAAGAUAGAAUAAGGCCAACAAGACGUGAUUAUGAGGACAUGCCCAAGGGUUACCGUGGAAACCAUUCGUCAAGGGAGGACAACGAAGAAAUGGAUAGAUUUACUAGUCAGAGCUAUGAAGGCAUGCAAAACAGAUAUCGUCUGGACCAACCUUCCAGAAAAGACUUCCAAUAUAGGAAUAGAUCUACUAGACCAAGAUAUGAAAACAAGCGAAUCAGUUGUCUUCGAGAUCAACCGUUACGAAGAGACCACCAAGAAAGAAAAAGGUCUAAUAGAAAGAGAAGGGAAGAUAUGCAAAAGAGUUAUCAUAGCAACCAAGCACCAAGGAAAGACAAACAAGACAGGGACAGGUCAGCAACACACAGGAAUGAUCCCAGAAGAGAAAAGGAUUACCUGGAAAGGAAUGAGGGACGUAACAUGUCAAGAACAGAUGAGUGGAUUGUUACACCUGAUAAGAAUACUAGUAGUUUACAGGAAAACGAUGACCUCGCUGCUAAGAUUUAUAAAGUUUUGCUAAACGAAGGUGGUAAACUGAAGAAGAAACAAUUUGAGGCCUGUCUACGCUCAAAACCAUUAACGAUGAGGUUUUUGCCAAAGGGAGCUUUUACUAAAUUUUUAAAAAGUUAUAGUAAUAUUUUUGACAUCUCUGAUGGGUCUAUUACUGAAAAAGAGGAAGGUGAAAUAACAGACCCGGAAGUGAGAGCAAGCGAUUGGCCAUUUGAUAAUUGUCGGUAUGGACAUGAUCUUGAAACAGAUCACAACCGCCAGUCUCUUAUGCAUCACUUUAUGCAAUUCCUUGAACCUGAUCAGGUCCGGAUUUUGAUAAGCGAUAUGGACCACAGAAGGGGUAAUUGUGCGUUCCAACCCAACUGUAAACGUUCUCACAAUCUGGAAGAUGAACAGCCCCAGCAGGUUUUGAGUAAAUUUGGGAUAGAGAUGAACGCACGUAACAAAGAUAGUUUGUUGAAAAUGCUUAAAUUGGGUUCUCUGCAUUCUCCAGGGGAUCAAGGUCAAGGUGUUAGGAAAACAACCCGUCUUUAUAGUCGUAGUGGAUCAACCGAUCCAGAUGAGACUGUCCAAGAAGAAAUAAAAGACAAAAAGAUCGAAGGAAAUAUCUCAGACCCUCGUUCUGAAAUCAGUAAACCUCUUCGUUAUGGGAAUAUGGCCUGUGAAUGA